AUGGGGCGCACUCACGACUAUGACGAAGCGCUUGAUGGUCGCGAUAGCGCAGUGAGCAUCCUAUCUACCAACGACAAAGCCCCGGCCUCCGAGCCGAAUCUAGUGCAGACUGCUGUAGACUUCGACCCUACCGACUACGCGAACGAUGCCAGCUGGGACAAGUACAAGAAGAAAGGCAAUUGGCUACGUUGCCUCAUGGAAAUGCCGGAUGAAGUCGCGGGACGAAAUUGGCCUAACUAUCUGGACCGCAAUCCGCCAUCAGCGGCAAGCCAGUGGAAGGGAACACUCGAAGCCGAGCUAAGGGAUUGGUACUGGCACGAAGCCUACUAUGACCCAGAAAUCAACUGCGACUUUUCGGACGACUUCACAAACUUAGAGAUUAAUAACAGGAUCGAGGCUGCGCUGAAUAAACUUGGACUGAGUACCAAACCAGUGGAAUUUGGUGGCAAGAACAAGUGUUACUCUAUCGAGCACAUGGAUGAGAACGCGGUGGAUGAUGAUGGUGAUGAUCUCCCAGUAGACAUGCAGACUUACUUCCCUGACGACGACGACGACAAAGAGUAUGGCGCUACUGGGGCUUACUACCGUUUCGCUUUCAAUGCUGAACAAGGAGCAAUCUACGGCCACAACUUCCUCGCCCCCUGGCCCGCCGCCAUGGACACCUACGCCGAAGGCUUCCCAGUGGACCAACUCCCUCUCCUCCGCCAAGCCUCCGACAUCAUGGCCGCCUUCUGGCUGCGCAACCCCAAUCCCAAAAACCUAAAAUACUGGUUCGGUAGCAACAUCAUCAACACCGAAACUGUACCCGUCGUCAACCGGAUUCUCGUAGGCAAAGGCUAUAAAGAGGUACCGGAAUGGCCAGGCGUCCAAGUAGACGAGUCCAGUGAGGAGUAUCUUGCACUCCUAGGCACACCCGUCGGCGCAAACAAAGCGUUUAUGCUGGCCCAACACAAGGCGGAAUUGGGGUUAAAACAUAUUCCCAGUAUUACGAUUUUCCGGGAUACAAAGGAUCCCAAUCGCCCGGACGAUGCGCCGGCAUACCAGCUUUUGUUUCGCAUUGAAGAUGUUCCGCAGGAUGAGGUUAUGCCUGAUGAUACGGAGAUUGUGGAUCAGGAGAUGACGGGUUCUGCGUCCCGGAUGAGAAGGGGACAGAGGAAGGAUAGUUUGGUGGAGUUGGAUUUGGGGAAGAAUGUGGGCAGGUUGCAUAGGGUUAGUAUAGAUGGGCGGGGGGAGACGAUGUUGCAGAGCCAUGAGUUUGAGCGGGAGUUGUGA
Alternaria triticimaculans is the source of this 1272-nucleotide messenger RNA. RefSeq lists its product as uncharacterized. NCBI's taxonomy places the organism in Eukaryota, Fungi, Ascomycota, Dothideomycetes, Pleosporales, Pleosporaceae. The transcript has 6 exons. The record is from RefSeq and is a predicted model, not a curated record. The coding region runs from base 1 to 1272 and encodes 423 amino acids.